Messenger RNA from Paramecium tetraurelia, 1728 nucleotides. RefSeq lists its product as uncharacterized. The transcript is spliced from 3 exons. The record is from RefSeq and is a predicted model, not a curated record. Lineage: Eukaryota; Ciliophora; Oligohymenophorea; Peniculida; Parameciidae. Gene Ontology annotation, molecular function: protein binding.
AUGCAAAAUAAUCAAUUUUCUAUUGUUUUCUGGAGAAAAGUGAGAGAAGAUAUGAGAAUGGAAAUUCUCUUAGAAAAAAAGCCAUUGAAGCAAUUUAAAUUAUAUGAAUUGACUGAAGAUGAAAUGAAUAUCAAUUUAGAUUAAGUUACACAAUGGUCCCCAGAUAAUGAAAAGAUUUACAAAAACAUCUCUGAAAAUGGAUUUGCUGAUUUUAUUUGCAAUAAGGAAUAUAUGAUCGAAACAUAUACCAAUAUAGUAUUUGAUUCUGAAGAUAUAACAUUGAUGGAUAAUCAAUUGUUACAAUUCAAAAACUUGUAAUUAUUACGAUUAAAUCAUAACAAAAUUGAAACUGUCCAACAUUUACCCCAAUAAUUAUUGGAAUUGCAUCUCUUCAAUAAUCCAAUUACAACAUUGAAUUUAUUAAAACAUAACCUUCAGUACUUGGGCUUAGGAUAUUGCUUAUUGAAUGAUGAUGCAAUACAAACUAUUCCUAAAUUCUUACCCUAAUUAAUCGGCUUGGAUUUGGCUCACAAUUAACUUUGUGAUUUAGAAUAUUCAGUAGAAGCAUGUAAAAAAAUAUCCAAUUUAAAAAUGCUUUCCCUCUAUGGCAAUCCAUUAGUGCUAAUGCCUUAAUACUUUAUAUAUAUAGUUGAUAACCUAUUAAAUUUGAGAAAUUUUGAUGAAUAGAGUUUUCUAGAGAUUAAAAAUAGGUUGGAAUAAGCAGAAAAGGAAAAAUAAGCCAAAAAAUAGGAAGCCUUGAGGAAGCAAUAGGAGGAAUUAGAACUAUAACAAAAACUAUUAGCUGAUAAAAAUAAAAAAGGUGGAAAACCAGGUAAGCAACCUGACCCAGUUGUAGUUCCAUAACCUUAAGUUAUAAUACCAAUUGAUGAACCUAAAAUCAAUUUAAAUGAAUUGAGAUAAUUCAAGAUUUCCUUAAAAAUAUAAACUUUAGAGAAUCUAGAAGGAAUUCUAUUGGAUAAGUAUACUUACCCUCUGAUGGAACAAAAUAAUAAAUUGUUUUAAAGUAAAUAUGUUAUUUCAACUAAUUUAUUUGGAGUUGAAUUAAAGACUAAGGAAGUAUUAUAUGAAACAGCAACAAUUGAGAAUGAAAUAGGCAGAAUAGAUUUUGAAUUUUCAUUUGAACAAUUUUAUAACCCUGAAGUUGACAUUAGGGAUGCAGUAGAGUAGGGCUUUUUAGUUUCAGUAUCAGUUGAGGAACCAAAAAUGUAUAUAGCAGAAGAUGGAGAAAAGAAGCCAGUCUUGGGCUAAGAUGAAUUACCUGAAUAAUAGAUAAGAGUCUUGGGAGUGUGUAAAAUUACUUGUGAUUGGCUAAGAGGUUACAAUAAAUAAUUUAAUAAAAAAUAUCGAAUAUUUAAGGAAGAAACGAAAACUUCGGCUGAACAUUGGUUUCCCUUAGAAAAUGAAUAGGAACUUGUAUAGGCUAAGAUGGAGAUGAUUUAGAAAGAAAAGGAUGCGGAGUUAGAGGAGAGGAAAGCUUAACAAGCGUUAAUUGAUUAAAAGAAAGAGCAAAGUAAGGGGAAGGGAAAGGAUGUUAAAAAGAAGGAUGAUAAAAAAAAUGUAAAGAAAGGGAAAGAUGAACCUGUAUAAAAGGUAAUAGGAUAAUUGGAUUGGGAAGUGGAUGGUAGAUAAUAUAUAUAUGUAAAUGAAAAGAAAGUACACAGAGCUACAGAUAUGUUAUUGGCAAUUGCCUUAGAUUUAGGAUAUUGA